AUGGCAGCCUUUUGUGGAGGUGGUUAUGGGCAAGUGAAGCGUGGGGGAAUCCUACGACCACAAAUCCUAUAAAGGUUCGUGAUACUAGGAGAAAGACUGCGAGGUGGUGCUCUCACUGAUUCGCAAAGGCACGUAAGUGCAUCAACAUCAGAAAGACUACGAAUGAGAGAACAACAUGGUAGUGCCCUUCCAAUUCCAAGGAAACGAUCAAUAAUACUUAGGAUAGUGCCACAUAUUCGUAGUUUGGCACCAAUAAUCCUUGGGCAUGUGCCACGCGGGGGAGGCGGUGGUGGAGGAGGUGUUAAUGGUGUGCGUGGAGGAGGGACUGGUGGUGCAAGCGGUGGAGAAAUUGGUGGAGUUUUUGGUGGAGACAUUGGUGGUGCACGCGGAGGAGAAGUUGGUGGAGUGCUUGGUGGAGACAUUGGUGGUGCACGCGGAGGAGAAGUUGGUGGAGAUACCGGUGGUGUUUGUGGGGGAGUCCUUGGAGGAGAAAUUGGUGGAGACACUGGAGGAGUACGGGGAGGAAGCAAUGGUGGAUUACUUGGUGGAGGAACUGGUGGUGCAAGCGGGGGAGAAGUUGGUGGAGUUUUUGGUGGAGACAUUGGUGGCGUACGCGGAGGAGAAGUUGGUGGAGCUCUUGGUGGAGACAUUGGUGGUGCACGGGGAGGAGAAGAUGGUGGAGAUUGUGGUGGUGAACGUGGAGGAGAAGUUGGUGGACUCCUUGGUGGAGACAUUGGUGGUGCACGGGGAGGAGAAGAUGGUGGAGAUUGUGGUGGUGAGCGCGGAGGAGAAGUUGGUGGACUCCUUGGUGGAGAUACCGGUGGUGUCCUUGGAGGAGAAGUUGGUGGAGUUCUUGGUGGAGACAUUGGUGGUGCACGGGGAGGAGAAGAUGGUGGAGAUUGUGGUGGUGAACGCGGAGGAGAAGUUGGUGGACUCCUUGGUGGAGAUUGUGGUGGUGAACGCGGAGGAGGAGUUGGUGGACUCCUUGGUGGAGAUACCGGUGGUGUCCGUGGGGGAGUGGUUGGGGGAGUUCUUGGAGGAGGAAUUGGUGGUGUCCGUGGAGGAGAAAUUGGGGGAGACACUGGUGGUGCACGAGUCCUAGGAGGAGGAACUGGUGGUAUACGCGGAGGAGAAGUUGGUGGACUCUUUGGGGGAGAAACAGGUGGUGUCCGUGGAGGGGUAGGUGGUCUUCGGGUUGAUGGUGUAGGUGGUGUGCGGGGACGAGGCUGUCCGCUGGCUUUGAUGUGGCCUUGGAAGAGGAUGAUCAGCGCAAUGACGAAAGCUAGGGUUGCUUUUGUACAUUUUUUAUCCAUUUUUUUCAUGUCCUCAAAGGAGGAUUAUGUAUGGAUGUACUGGUGA
This is a messenger RNA of Capsella rubella, 1359 nucleotides long. Its product is annotated as glycine-rich cell wall structural protein. The transcript has 2 exons. The record is from RefSeq and is a predicted model, not a curated record. NCBI's taxonomy places the organism in Eukaryota, Viridiplantae, Streptophyta, Magnoliopsida, Brassicales, Brassicaceae.